Amoebophrya sp. A120 is the source of this 447-nucleotide messenger RNA. The record is from the annotation of a GenBank genome assembly. Lineage: Eukaryota; Dinophyceae; Syndiniales; Amoebophryaceae.
CUAACUUUUAGACCCACGACGAGUUUAUUGUGGAUGUGAUAGCCCAUGUUCAGCAGACUCAGACACAGUAGUUUCGUUGGGGACAUCGACGUCCACAAAGCUGCAGAUUCCUCGGAUCGUCCGUCGUGCUUCAUUAAUGUAUUUCGCACUGGGUAGAUCGAUUUCAUUCUGUUUCAUCGACGAUUGCAGAUGUGGGGGAAGUAAGUUAGCGUAUUUUUCAGUCGACUACUCGUAUUCUUCCGCUUUUACUUGCGCUGUAUAAAUAUGGGUGGGGAGGACGAGAUCACGGAGCAUUGGGAUGAUAAUUUCCUUGUACAAGAACGUACGACCUCUGGCUCUGCGACUACAACGGGGGUAGUACCUACGUUGAGGAGAAAGUUGCUAAUGAUAAUGACGAACGGUACUAUACACAAUGAUCCACAAGCGAGGUACUUCUAAAGUCGAGCC